AUGCCAGAUUUGGAAAGUUUAUACGCGCAACACGCUUAUGGAAAGCUUUCAAAAGUUCGUUUUUCUGCCUCGCAACAAACAUACGAUAGUCGGUUCACGUUGUUUGCAACAGGUACUUGGGACGAAAAAGAGAAAAACGCUUUAACGUUAUGGAAAUCGGAAGAAACGCCAAUCAGUCUACGCAAUCUCGUUCCUUCAUACGAAAAUAAAAUUAUCGCAAAGAUAGCUCACAAGGGAGAUGUGAGAGAUAUGCAGUUUAUUGGUGAUAAUUUAUUACUCACGUCAUCCUCAAAAGGCUGCGUUCACGUCUUCAAUUGCGUAAAGUUCGAACGCGAUGAGACUGAGCGUGAAACGGAUUUCGAUAUAGAAAUGCACGUGGAUCAUGCUUAUAAAAUGCAUCCGAUUAUAACUCAUUAUCUGCAUAGUUUCUCAGAGAAUAAAAGUGCGGCAGCUACGGGCAUGGCAAUAAAACCUUUCAGCACCCAAGAUCUUGAAAUUGCUAGUGUUGGAGAAGAUGGUAAACUUGUGCUUUUUAAAGUUACUGAUCAAAAUCACCGCAAAAUAAUUACUGCCGGAAGUUCCGGGCAACUAAGACUAUUUGACUGUCGAAAUCCGAAUAAGCCUUGUGCUAAGUUUUAUGACCCUGCUCAUCCGAGGGAUGCUCUGAAUUGUUUAAAAGUUAAUUCAUCGCAGGUGCACCAAAUCGUAUCAGGAAGUUCUCAGGGUUUUGUGACGAUAUGGGACACUAGAAAUUUAUCGAAACCAGAAAAACAAACUCAUCCGCAUAAAAAUAAUGUAUAUGAGUUGAUCUUUCAUCCCUAUCGUGCGGGAAUACUUUUGAGCUGUUCUGAGGAUGGCACAAUUGGAAUCAUGGAUUUUAAUCCACAUGCGGAAAACCUUAGGCACCAUGGAACGUUACGGGAUUCAAUAUUAAUUCGAAAACUUGGGAGUGGAUUCAAUAAUCUCGCUAUUAAUUCGAUUGAUUAUAAUCCAGUAGCAAGGCUGCUAAUCGGUGGAAGUGAUAGUCAAAAUUUACUUUCAAAAGAAUUGGAAUAA
This is a messenger RNA of Dentiscutata erythropus, 1056 nucleotides long. Lineage: Eukaryota; Fungi; Glomeromycota; Glomeromycetes; Diversisporales; Gigasporaceae. The record is from the annotation of a GenBank genome assembly.